AUGGUCGACGCCAACAAUACCAGAGCAACUUCAAAGAAGAUCAAAGAUUCGGCAUCCUCAAAAAACAAGAACGACGACAUAUCAGUAGCGAACGCGCUGAUCCCCGCGACACCUGGGAUAAAUCCUACCGGUUCAAUAGCGAGCACCACCCAAGCCCAUAGUGGCAGUCCGUUAAACGUCUCCCAAGCCCCUAGUGGCAGUCCUUCGAUUGGCACCCAAGCCCUUAGUGGCAGUCCGUUGAAUCCUUCAAACAAUGGUAACGUGAUGCUCAAAGACACCAUCCCAAACGACUCGAGAGUCAAUGACACCACAUACUCUUUGUUAGUCGAUACGAGCGAGUCACGCAGAGACCGAGCCCCAGUGGCAUCACUCCUCCAUUUACCAAAAGCGAAGCCUGCAGAAGCGGCCGCAAACGCUGAAGAAGAGGAAACCGAGGAAGACAACUCCCCAGACAUCGCGACAUCCUCCGUUAUGACAGAGAGACAAAACAUGUGGCAACGAGCGAUUGCAGCGCAAGAUGCAGGUGAUACGUCCCUAGCCGAGAUGCUUUUCAACGCAAUAGGCCGGAUUGGUGCGAGCCAACCCUUGAUCCCGGCACAGAAAGCAAAGGCGAACGUUUUCGCAGUACCGACCCGUACACCAUCUGGCGCGGUGAUAUAUCAAGAGUCAGCCCCCGUGUUACCACCAAGCGAAACGCCGAAUGGCCAGACGCCGGAGAAAUUUUUCUUGACAGAGGGAGACCUCGUCUACGCGAUCGGAUCGGUAACGAACCACAACAGUGUGGGUUUCGCACCGUUCCUAGAUGAGAACAUUCGCAAGCUCAGAUCGCCGUUACCACUCACAAUCUUCAAUCGUAAGUGGCAACAAAGAGCCAUGUCCUAUCACCUAGACCGACGUCAUAGAUCGGACGAUUCGUCUGGCGAGAAGGAGAAAUCAGGAGGAUAUAAAGGUUUCGCCUUCGUCCAAGAAUGGACACAAACUUACGCUCAGUGGACUCGGAAUCACCGAGCCUUUUGCAAGACACUUCAUGACGUCUACAAAAUAAAGAAGUUUUCGAAGUUACUCGCAACUCACAAGAACAAUUGCGAUGACAUAACUGAAGAGUUUGGCUUCAUGGUCGCUUUCCGCUACGAUAUGGAAGUGAGAAAUAACACUUUCUCUCACAGAAUCACUGACGAAGACGUAAAGAACGCUAUCCCUGAUAUCUCACAACGGAAAGAAUCUGUGGUCGAACAGUGCUACAACGUGAGCAGGAAUUUCGGCGAGCUCGAGUGGGAAGAAAAUCUGUAUGCUCCCGGCUUAUCACAUUGUAACCACGACCCCUUGACCGGUUAUGUCAAAACCUCAAAGGUGAACAACGUCCAGUACAGCGGUUAUCAGAAUAACGCCAUGAUACACAACCCAAUCUCUCAAGGGCAAUGGGUAACUCAUUCACACAACAAUUACAACAAUCACGGCAACACGCAACACGGCUACAGCAACGUCGGUAACUACAACGGUAGCAGAAAUAUCAGCUCCUACCAAAAUAACGGAGGGAUCGGUAACCAGAAUAACGGAGGGAACGGUAACCAGAACAUCGGCAAUAAUAAGAGGCCCAGAGGAGGUUACCGAGGCGGGAAUUACUCAGACAAUUUCCAAGGAAGGAACAACGGGAACCAGCAAGGGAAAAAGGGAAACACAAACAAGUAG
Puccinia graminis f. sp. tritici CRL 75-36-700-3 is the source of this 1689-nucleotide messenger RNA. RefSeq lists its product as uncharacterized. The transcript is spliced from 3 exons. Lineage: Eukaryota; Fungi; Basidiomycota; Pucciniomycetes; Pucciniales; Pucciniaceae. The coding region runs from base 1 to 1689 and encodes 562 amino acids. The record is from RefSeq and is a predicted model, not a curated record.